AUGGUUGAGUUGCAUUGGAAAUUUUCUCGCGAUCGAACACCACACAGCUUGCAUUGCUGGAUAUUGCCCGAUUGCAUCAAUGACCUCGUCCUGGGACGCACAUUCCUUGGUGUGACGAAGACGCUCACGACAUUUCGAGAUCGCAUCAAGAGAAUUAUUCGUCCGAAGACGCAUCGACUGAAGCUCACCGGAACCGAGGAACAGCGUAUCCUCGGAUCAUUCAACAACCAGGCCACAGCAGCACUCGCCGAUACCGGCUCCGAUCUCAUGCUUGUUUCAUCGAAAUAUGUCAAGCGCCAUGGCCUCACCGUGAAUUCUGGAAAUGGCUACUGCUCUGAAGUCGAACUUGCAGACGGGACGACCACAUAUACUACUGGUGUUGUCAGGAACGCAACGUGGCGCAUAGGGGACGACGCCAUGAGGUGCGAUUUCCACGUGCUGGAUGACCUGAUUGUGGAUGUCAUCCUAAGCAAAGAUUACAUCUUUGAACGGAACAUUUUUGCGGAGCACGCUGAGUCGUUCAUCGACAUUGAUUUGAUCGACGAAGCUUCCAGACUCUGUGGCAUCCGUGCCCCUGAACAGGGCAGCUUUGACAUGGAUACUUUGGAAGGAAAUUUCUUGCGAGAUGUCACUUCAUACGAUGCCUUCAACCUCGAGAUGUUGGAGUAUUGCAGCGUAAUUGUUGCAAAGAUCUCUCAACUUGAAAUUAUUGUGGAUGCUACAUAG
This is a messenger RNA of Colletotrichum aenigma, 726 nucleotides long. RefSeq lists its product as uncharacterized. Bases 1 to 726 code for a protein of 241 amino acids. The transcript has 4 exons. Gene Ontology annotation, molecular function: aspartic-type endopeptidase activity. Lineage: Eukaryota; Fungi; Ascomycota; Sordariomycetes; Glomerellales; Glomerellaceae. Gene Ontology annotation, biological process: proteolysis. The record is from RefSeq and is a predicted model, not a curated record.